AUGGCGCUGCCCCGCGGCGACGACAGCGGCGACGCGGAGCUGCAGCAGCUUAAGCAGAAGCUGGAUCCAGUAGCUUUCGGACACGAUGCCGUGUCUCUGGACGAGCGCUUUGUUCCGCGUGGGCCGGAGACUACGGGUUUCGAGGUGGAGCCACGCGCCAGCUCCUUCUACGGAGCUCUACCGACCCCAAGCGGCGCAGCGGACAACGACGAUGACGAGGACGACAUGGAGGGCAUCGAAGUGCCAGUGAACCGCUACGCUGGCGUCAUAUAUGCAGCACGUUUCUUUGUGACCCGCGUGGGUUUCCUACGCUCCGCCAAGAGGCUGUUGGUGCUCAGCAGCAACCACUUGACUAUUGUAGACCCAUACUCAGACGAAGUGAAGGAGCGUUACGCCUUUGACAACAUUAAGGAGAUCACUAUCGCCUCAGACAGUGGCGGACACAACGGCGACCGCGCCUUCACCAUCUUCAUUGGUAAAAACCUCAAGGAAACGUACACAUGCAGAUGCAGACAGCAGCUGCUGUCCGCUUACUAUCAGCUAAGAGAACGCGCUUCUUCCUUUAGAAAAGACGAGAUCGAAGCUGCCACUGCCGAUGCUUUGAGUGCAGUGGGCGCCAGUGUAGGCACAAGCGACAACAGCUGGGCCUCAGGCUCGGGAGGACCUGGAGGCAGCAACUCGAACUUGCUCGGCAGCGGCAUGUAUUUCGACAGUUUGUUUCAACUCUGCGGAAAGACUUUUACCAUGACGAAACUCAGUACAACGCGGAGUAUCGCCAUCCAUCCGGUUAAAGUGGAGGUGCUGCUGGCUGUACGAGCCGCCAGCUUGGACCGUCUGGAUCCACAGACACGCACCACGUUGUCGUCAAUUCUACUGAUUGAUAUCGUCAAGAUCCAGCGCGUUAACACAAACUCGAACGAACUGGUGCUCUACUUUGAGAACAACCGAGUGCAUCGGUACUGGUGUGACAGUCGAGAGCCGUUUAUCCAGGCAAUAGCCAACAAUUUGCGCUCCUGGCUCAGCGUGUCGCUGUUCGUGGAGGAAGUUUCGGACUCUUGCGAGUUUGACGCGCUAACUUCGACGCGGGAUAUCCCGCAACCAGUGACAUUCGAGAUGCCGGUGCUAAAGAUCAGCAAGAACAAGUCGGACAAGCUACAGCUACGCCUGCUUGGUCUCACGGCUCUGGCGAUCAUUGAACGAGACCCUGUAACGCGGAAAACCCUGGCAAGUCACUCUUUGAACGACAUCUUUAACGUGGUGAUGUAUCCGUCCGUGUCGUCGUCUCAAGAUGACCCUGACAAUGAGUCUUCCGAGGGUUUGAGUGGCAAGUUCGCGCUGGAAUUGAAGCACGGAUUGACGCGACGGUACAUUUGUCUAAGCUCCACAGUGAGUCGACGUGACAAGGAGGUGAGUCUUGGGCUGGCGCGGGUGUCCUCGCAGCAUGAGAAGGAGCUUCGUCAGCUGAUCGGAGACAUCGCAGGAGAUAUCGACGUUCCGGAGUGGCUGAAUGUGGCAGGAUCGACGUCGCUGCUGAGUCCGAAGGAGGCUCGGAGUCUGUUCCUGAGCAACAUGAUCGAGAUGUGCCGUAUGAACAAGCUGCAUGUGCCGUGGUCAACGGAGGAGACGAAGAUUGCAUGCAAGGAAGGAACGUGGGGCACUGAAGUGCAUCCUGAAUGGGAAGAUAUCUUGCUACGGAAGUUGGUCAACUUGAAUUUCAUCCCGAAUCUCGUGACGAACGACAGCAUGUCGCUCAUUAGCCAUCAACUGGUCCAGUUUAACCGCAACAUUCCGUUGGGAGGUCUGCGUCAACGUGACCGUCGUGCUUUCGCGAGUCUGAUGAAGGUGCUGGAGAACUUCAAGGAGUAUUCUGUGGCCCAACUCAAUAGUCCGUCCAACACUGACGCACCUAUCCCGACAACAGAGUUCCAAGUGGAGUUGUUGCUGGCAAUUCAGCGUCUUCUGUGCACGCGUGGAGUCUUUGAGGAGAUUCCGAGCUCGCAGUACAAAAACAGCAUCGAAGUGAUCAUGGAGCUGCUUCAUUCCCCCAUGGAAGAAGUGAGCUUCGCAGCAGCGUGUGUGAUCAAGUAUAUGGUGGUGAACUACUCGGAAACUCGCAGCUUGAAGUCCGAAACGGCCAAUCGUCGAGCAAUAUUUACCAAGUAUCAUAGCAGGAUGUACGUGUCUCGUGCGUUCGAUCUAUCGAGGACCAAUCGAGUGGGUCGUGUACCGCUGCACUCCACCACGUCGGUAAAAUCGGGAUCAAACCACGGCUUCCCAUCUGUUGCGGCAAUGUCUAACACUGAACGGAGUAUGGCGAAUGCGCUGGCGUAUUCUCAACUGGGAUUGGACUAUCUGGUCCUGGUCAUGGUGCUACAAACGCUCGAGGUUUGCUUGUCCAGUGGGAAGAAGGCGACUCCCGAGCGAGUGGCAAGAGAUCUCCUUCGAGCAAUGAGAGUGGACGAUUUUUCUCGCCAUCAUGCGCUGUUUUUAUUCAAUCGAUCGCUGAGUUUCUCGGUCACAAAGUGCUCUUCGAUUCUGGUUAAAGUACACAUCUUGGAGCAGCCUACUGAGCUUGUGGAGCUAAUUCAAGACUUCGCAAGGAAGCACGGAGCUCUUGUGUGGCAGCUUUACUUGGCGCUGUAUACCCAAGACAAGGCUCAGCGUCGAAUCUCGUCCCAGUUGGUGGCGCUACUCACCCACGAGAACCCGCGCUCGUCGUACAUUAUCCGGAAUAUCUUUCCGCACGCGUUACUGGACGACCAGAAGACCAACAAACUGGAGUACGACGAGUUUGGAAGGCAUCUACCGACUGCAAAUCCCGAGUUGCAUGCUAAAGGCCAUGGGAACUCGCACAAGAAUGGGAAUCGCCGCGACAUGACCAAUGCAACGGAAAGUGGACGUAGCAAAGUGAGCUACGGGAUCAACACACGCGCUCGCUUGGCGCGAAAUGUGAAGCAUGCUGUGCUCUUGCCCGAGUUCUUUGACCGACUGAGUAAAACCUACGCGACGAAGGAUCAUGUGUGGGGUCCCAACGCUGUGGAAGAGCUGAUUCGAAAACUCCAGACAGAGAUGAGUGAGCUGGACAUGUAUCGACUGAAGUAUCUGGGGUAUCUCUACACAGAUCCGCUAGCAACGGACCAUACAGAGACCGAAUGGGACGCGUAUCAAGCAAACAGACUUCGCCACGACCCGCAACACGCAAACUUCGCUCCGUUUCUCUUCGAGUUCUUGCAGCAUGGCUCCGAAAGUCGACUUGCGAUCGAAAUGAUGAAGGGGACGAUCUCCUCGUCCAAUCGAUUCGCCAGGUUCAUGCCGCUGUCGUUCCUGCUAAAGCCCGACACGUCCGAUGACCUCGAGAGUGACGGCGGACUAGACGACGACAACUAUGACAGCGAUGAUAACUACACGGACGAGAACGGGCUUGUCUCCCGCUCCAACAGCAUCAUGCGUCCUGGCGAUAGCUCAGACACUAAACCGAGUGAUCAACACGAGGACUUUCGCAACGCUGCGUUGGCGAAGAAGAAAAAGAAAAGCGCCAAGAACAUGCCGCGGUGGUUCGUGGCAUGGAACUGCAACGAAUUCUCUAUCGACUACGAGUGUCUGGAGAGCGAGGUGAAGGUCGGUCCGUAUUAUCUCGCUAACAUUUUGGACGAUCGCGGUGUGUUGGUGGAAGAAAUUGAAGGUGCGGAGAAGUUCAUGACGCUAUUGUAUUACCGUCUGCUAGCUGAAGACCGGAGCAUUUCGACAAAGAAGCUUCAGAACGGAGAACGCUAUCCAUCGGCAGAUUCGCUUAAUGACGUUGACCAGUCCGACAUUCGUCUGCUGGUGUUGAAGGUUAUGAUCCAGCUUUACGAACGUCACUUCAACGAGUUGGGGUCGCUAGUCUUCCUCAACCACUUUCUACGAGUAAGCAUGAUGAUCAGUAAAGACGGCGAGGAUCGACGCUGGCCGCUGGUUGUGCGUGGCAACAUCAUGUUGUUCCUGGAUCGUGUUCUCUCGAGCGCGUUGAACAUCUCGCGCUUUUUGCGUGAAGGAGACAAUGUGACAAUGGUGUUGGACUUGCUGCGUGAAGUGAAGCCGCUGGUUGUCCUUCAAGGGCCUAAUGAUGCGGAGAAGGAGUACAUUGUAGAGCCUGCAGCUGACGUUCAAGCAGAGUUGGAUGCAACGAUCGAUGCUCUGGAAGAGUCUGGUGCAGAGAGCUCUAUUAUCUCGAGUCACUCUGUAUCGCCAACCUACGCACAUCGAGACGAUGAAAGCGUACACGAGGAGGAACCUAGUCGUGUGACUGUCGUAGCCGAACAUUGCGGUGCGAUGAGUGGCUCGAUGAUUAUGCAGACGUGUUUGAGCGUGCUCAGUCGUCUCAUUGAUUGCCACACCGCGGAAGAAGAAGGACACAUGUAUCAGGACAUUCGUUUCCCGAAGUAUGGGCGACUCACGCACUUUGAAGGCUCGGGUGUGAGUCCCAUCAGCUCCAUCAAGCGUCGACUGUGCGAAGAUCAGACUCUGCGGUUUUUGGUGGCACUUCUGGACUGUCCGAAUCGCAUAGUGUUCAAGAAGUGUCUGGGCUUGAUUCGCUUGCUCGUUCGACACAACGAGGCCAUCAUCCCGAACCUUCAUGCGUCCGGCAUAUUUUACUACUUGCUUCGUUUCUCUCAAGACGUGGACGAAAUGUCGAUCGCAGCGCGGCUUAUCUCUCACAUCCAUCUGCGCCAAUCCGGCCUCGACGUUCCGCAUCUGAUCGACGACAAGCAAAAAGGAGAGAACAAAAAAGGCGUCUUCUCUCCAGAUCCAUUGACACGAAUCUGCUUGAGGAGCUGGCUAGUGCGAGUGCUGCCCGUGUCGAUGGUGGCUCAGCUGUUACGUCAUGGACCUCGACGAUUUGCUACCGCUCUGUUCUCGGACGCUAACAACCCGGAAGUGGUCUGGAAUGCGAAUAUGCGCAGCCAGAUGGUGUCGUACAUUGAGAAGUUCAUGGAGCUUCACACCGAUGACAACGGCAUGUUCUACAUCACGGAGAACGAGGGCUCGGAGCACAAGGCUUGCAUUGCGUUGAUCCAGUACCCGAAGGAAGUCCACGCGCUGCAAUGCUAUCAGUAUUAUCUACACAACCUUCUUGAUGAGAAAAACUUCCCGGGAUGGCCAAUCAACGACGAAGCUGCAUUCUUGCACGCUUUACUGGACUCGAUUCGGCGCUGGGUGCAUCCUGGACUGUUGCUAACUGCUCGUGGGGCUCAGGCUAGUGAAGACCAAUCUACAAAGCUCCUGUCCGUGUCCGAUGCAGUUGAAUUGCUGGACGCCACGGCGUUGCUGCUACGUCGGUUCCCGGACUCGCCAACUAUCACGGUCUUGGAGAACUUUUCGUAUAUCCUGGAAGCUCUGGAGCGGUGUACGACGGAGCUCAAAGACAACCGCGUCGGCCCGACAAAGACGUUUUUCGACGUAUCCAACGCCAUCACGACAAAAACCACCUUCGUGAGGGCCUUUGGGAGUGCCAUUCGAGUGAUCAAUUUGGCUGUCGGGAUCUCGGACGAGAAUGCGCAUCAGUGCAGCUCAGGCCUGGGACUCCGCGUGCUUUGCAACUCGCUUCAGUUGCUCUUCCACAACCAGGAAGCACUCAGCUCUGUCGAUGGAUGCGCGCCAAACGUGAUGACGCACUGGGUGUUAGAAGCUCUCGUGAACGUUUUGAAUCAGCCCAAUGGACGUGUGUCGGCAGCUGCACAGUCAAUUGACUUGUUGCCGUGCUUAACACGUUUCCUCUCGCAAGAAGGCGACCGGCUGGCGACGGAUCUGUCGCUUCAGAUCGUGUACGAGAUGGCUGGAAGCUCCGGAGAAAUGGCGGAAGUGUUGUUGCUGCAGCUGGCAGAGCAUGGAAUCUUGUGGUAUUUGGCGCUCCUGUUGUUCCACUACCAGCCAAACAAUGACGAUAGCGAUGGAGAUAUGCAACGUAUCAGCAUUGGAGCAGCAAAAGCGCUGGGUAGGAUCCUGGAAGCCAGCGCGAGGGAGGAAUCGAUCGCAGUGUUUGUCAAGCGGAUGCAGACUACAAUCGAACAAGUGUUUACGCGUCCACUGGUGGACAUCUUACGCCGAGCGGGACCGCUUAAAAUGCUGGAUGUGCUGGCCACUGAAGUGCGAGAACCUCACGUGAUGUGGACUGAGCGUAUGCGGAAGGAGUUGAUCAGUCUCGCUCAACGUGCCAUCCAGUUCCAUACAACUCUGGAUCAAAGCGACGAGGAAGUGCACAAGGUGUUUGAGCUGCCGCGCUACGUCAUGUACACAGCACAAAAAGAAGAGCUGUGUGUGGCUGGUAUCUAUGUGAACUUCUUCAAUGAGAACCCGAAGGAUGGGAUCCUCGCGCAGAUUGCUGGAACUGUGAAUAGCAAUGGAAGUCGUGUGGAUAUGUUCAGGGCGAAGCCGACCACGAAGAAGGAGAUCCAGGCUGCUGCUGCCGCCGCCGCCGAGCUGGAGAACCGAACAGUUAGCGGACAUGUGAUGCACGGUCUGUUGGCAGCGCUAUCCUACGACAUCUCGGGCGUUCGUGCGCAGCCUCAGUCACUGGAGAGUGUGCUGCUUCAACGUUUGCUUCCUAUUGCUACAGCUAUCAGGAAUUUACUGCAGUACACACCCGAUAUGGACGUGCAAGUUGUGCAGGCAGAUGGACUGCUGACCCUGCUAUUCGUGCUGGACCACGAGACUCAACCGCAAGGUUUCUCCUUCGCGAAUGCUCCACUGUUGCUGCUUCGUUGCAUGGAGUGCGUGCACAUGCUCUCGUUCAGUGGCAAGUGUGUGGACCCUCUGGCUACUGUGGUCCCUCCGUUUAUCAAGAGCGCGUUCCAGGUGGUGUACAAGAAUCUCGCUCGCACUGAAGCUUCGACGGAGGGUCAGUUGGCUCGUGUGACGCUGCAGUUGCUCGGCAAUCUAUGUCUAAUUCCUGCCUGCAUCGACAAUUUGGUCAAGGGAAUGGACCCUGCGAGUCUGUCGAACUUAUUGCCGCACGUGUGGCUCGGGGACUCGACAGAGAUGCAGCUGCUGCUCUGUUUGCACAUGAUUCCCCUCAAGCGACACACACAGGCAGCCACGGAGUUUGCCAAGGCUGCCGUGAGCUCACAACUGGCAGCAGCGCUACUCAACUUGCUGUCCACGCUCGUUCCAAAGUCCAAGAUGGGUGAGAGUAACACGACCAAGCAGUACGCAGCAAGGUUCUUGUCGGUCUUAUCGUCGAACCCAGGCAGUGGUGGCGCCAUUUCGAGCUUACUGAUCGCGUCUCGUGUCUGGGAGACGCAUGGUGACACCACGCAGGCCUCGUCGGAAGAUCUUCGCCGUUUGCUCGUGCCCCCACACGCACCGGCAUUGCUAAAGGCGCCUCACGCAAACCCUAACAAGGUUGGCUAGAGCUUGAUUAGAGCGUCGAGAGAUAAAACAAUUGUAGCAAGACCCUAACGUAAUAAAACCCAUUUAUCAUGUCAAAGCUCAAGGCUUUUACCUCGUUUCCUCCGUCCCUCGCGACGUUGGAAAUGGUGUUGGAUCUUAGGGUGGUGGCAGUGAAGUUAGAGUGCGUUUCAAAGAACCCCAACACUGGCCUCCAGAGAGUAUGGUCAUCAAAUCUGCUCUACACCACAGUAGCACAUGCCAAUGGAAUGUUCAUGGCAUGGUAUAAUAUCCGCAAG
Messenger RNA from Phytophthora infestans T30-4, 7664 nucleotides. RefSeq lists its product as uncharacterized. Gene Ontology annotation, biological process: regulation of early endosome to late endosome transport; receptor-mediated endocytosis; endosome organization. The transcript has 2 exons. The coding region runs from base 1 to 7389 and encodes 2462 amino acids. The record is from RefSeq and is a predicted model, not a curated record. Gene Ontology annotation, cellular component: endosome membrane. NCBI's taxonomy places the organism in Eukaryota, Oomycota, Peronosporomycetes, Peronosporales, Peronosporaceae.